Molecule: messenger RNA, 1799 nt
Organism: Lucilia sericata (common green bottle fly)
Lineage: Eukaryota; Metazoa; Arthropoda; Insecta; Diptera; Calliphoridae
Product: BTB/POZ domain-containing adapter for CUL3-mediated RhoA degradation protein 3
Exons: 2
Coding region: 739-1662 (307 amino acids)
Biological process (GO): protein homooligomerization
Molecular function (GO): protein binding
Source: RefSeq, a predicted model, not a curated record
CAUUGAUUUUAGUCGGCACAGGUCUCUAUGAGGAGACCCUAAAAAAUUAUUAGAAAAACAUACACAAAAAAAUUACCUAAGAUAAAAAAUAACAUAAAAAAUAAUUAAAUAAAGUUAUUAACACACAAAAAGCGAUAAGUUUUACUAUGAAACUUCAAUAAAUCGUUGGUGAUUCAUGUUAAAAAAUAUGACAGACAAUAUUCAUUGACAAAUUGAACACAACAAUACAUUUUCAAUAAGACAAAAAAAUAAAGGGCGUCUUCGUAUAAAAAAGAUAAAAUUUUAAAGAAAUUGAAAAUAAAUAAAUUUGUUUAAUUAUAUUUAUAAUCAUCCAGCAAAUAAAAGUUUCUAAGUUUGCAGUUAAAACAAAGAUUUUUAAAAACUUUUGUGUGUGACCCCUUUGCCAACCAGUAGCAACAAUAAGUCGUCAAAAUUGCUACUCUAACACCCUUAACGAGCACACGCAACGCCCAAGACAGCGUUUGCAAAGGCUCCAACCAACAGAUUAAGCCAAAAGUAGAGGUAGCCAGCAGCAGCAACAGUAAUAAUAUAUCAGCACCACAUCAACAGGUAAAGCCGGAACAGUCAACAGCAGCAUCUUCAUCAUCGUCUGGUUUAUAUACGAGUGGUAAUAGCACUAAUAGUACUUGUCUAGUAGCUGUUACUCGUGCCAUCGAGGGUAAAUUACAAUUGACUGCCAGUCCUUGUGACGAUUUGGUCUUGGUGACCACUUCCAAAAUGUCCGGAGAUCAAAAGACUUUAAUUAAGGGUCAUAGUUCGCAGUAUGUGAAGUUGAAUGUUGGUGGCCGUUUAUAUUAUACCACAAUUGGAACGCUGACAAAGCACAAUGAUACGAUGUUAAGUGCCAUGUUUAGCGGUCGCAUGGAGGUGUUGACAGAUUCGGAAGGUUGGAUACUUAUCGAUCGCUGUGGACAACAUUUUGGCACCAUACUUAAUUAUCUACGUGAUGGUACAGUACCACUGCCAGAGUCUCAUCGAGAAAUUGCCGAACUAUUAGCCGAGGCUAAAUACUACUGCAUAACUGAACUGGCCAUGUCAUGUGAACGCGCCCUGCUGGCACAUCAAGAACCCAAACCUAUUUGUCGCAUUCCUCUUAUAACAUCACAGAAAGAAGAACAAAUGCUAAUAAGUUCAUCAUCGAAACCGGCCGUUAUAUUGGUAGUGCAACGACAAAAUAACAAGUAUUCAUAUACCAGUAAUUCGGAUGAUAAUCUCUUGAAAAAUAUUGAACUAUUCGAUAAGUUAUCGUUGCGUUUCAAUGAACGCAUUUUGUUCAUAAAAGAUGUCAUUGGACCGAGUGAGAUAUGUUGUUGGUCCUUUUAUGGACAUGGCAAAAAGGUGGCCGAAGUGUGUUGUACCUCUAUAGUGUAUGCAACAGAUCGGAAGCAUACAAAGGUAGAAUUCCCAGAAGCUCGUAUAUAUGAGGAAACCUUACAAGUGUUAUUGUAUGAAAAUCGUAAUGCACCCGAUCAAGAGCUAUUGCAGGCGACCUCUUCGGUACGCAAUCCCUCGGGUGGUGGUUCGUCGUCGGGUGCUUCGGGAGCCGGUUCCAGUGGUAUGCAUCAGUAUACUAGUGAUGAGGAAGAAGAACGUACUGGUCUGGCCCGCUUGCGUUCAAAUAAACGCAAUAAUCCCACAUGAUUUGUAACCCAUUAUGUGGUACGGCCACGACCCAUACUUCCCUAACUAUGGCGUACCAGUGGUAGUGAUAGUGCUUAAAGCUACUCCAAAUGAGAUUUACAAAAGAAAAGGGUUUCAAAGCAAAGAAAAACUCUAAA